AAAGGUUGGGAGCUGAAAGAUUAAACCUCUUUGGCUGCAACUGCCUCAGGAGUUUGUAGCAAAGAACUACAUUGUCUUCAAACAAUCAGCCAUCAUGACUCACCAGUUUCCAGCACUGUCUGCAGAGCAGAAGAAGGCCCUUUUCGAAACUGCUCAUAAGAUUGUGGCUUCAGGGAAGGGGAUCCUUGCAGCAGAUGAGUCUGUGGGUACAAUGGGUAGCCGGCUGCAGAGAAUCAAUGUGGAGAACACUGAGGAAAAUCGCCGUGCCUUCCGAGAAAUCCUCUUCUCUUCAGAUGCCUCCAUCAACCAAAGUAUUGGCGGCGUGAUCUUCUUCCAUGAGACCCUCUAUCAGAAGGACAGCAGUGGAAAGCUAUUUCCAGCUGUCAUCAAGGACAAGGGCAUUGUGGUUGGAAUAAAACUGGAUAAAGGCACGGCCCCUCUGGCAGGAACCAAUGGAGAAACCAGCAUUCAAGGGCUGGAUGGGCUUGCUGAGCGCUGUGCCCAGUACAAGAAGGAUGGGGCUGACUUUGGAAAGUGGCGUGCAGUGCUGAAGAUCACUGACACCACCCCCUCCCAACUCGCCAUCCAGGAAAAUGCCAAUACGUUGGCACGCUACGCCAGCAUCUGCCAACAGCAUGGCCUUGUGCCCAUUGUGGAACCAGAGAUCCUCCCUGACGGAGACCAUGACCUCCAGCGCUGUCAGUACGUCACUGAGAAGGUCCUGGCUGCUGUGUACAAGGCCUUGAAUGACCAUCACGUCUACUUGGAGGGGACACUUUUGAAACCCAAUAUGGUGACUGCUGGGCAUUCCUGCUCCAAGAAGUACACCCCUCAGGAGGUAGCCAUGGCUACAGUCACUGCCCUCCUCCGCACUGUUCCUGCUGCUGUUCCUGGAAUCUGCUUCUUGUCUGGAGGCCAAAGUGAAGAGGAAGCAUCUAUCAACCUCAAUGCCAUCAACCUCUGCCCCCUGCCUAAACCCUGGAAGCUGACCUUCUCCUAUGGACGGGCUCUGCAGGCGUCUGCACUGGCUGCAUGGUCAGGGAAGUCUGCAAACAAGAAGCCUGCGCAAGAGGCAUUCUGCAAGCGAGCUCAGAUUAAUGGUUUAGCUUCCAAAGGACAAUAUGUCACCUCUGGGAAGAGUGACAUGGCUGCCAUGAAGUCACUCUUCACUGCCAGCUACACCUACUAGAGUGCAGGACUGCACAGGCACCCGAUCCUUCCUUGAGAAAAAAUGUCCCAGGUCUCUCAAAGAAAAUAGGCUCAUCUGAUCCAUACAUUCCAGUGAAGUAGGACCAGUCCUGGGGACUUCAGCCACUACUGACAUAGAUUAAUCAAUCAAAGUACCCAUGCCCCCUUUCCAAAGGGGCGGCUUUUUAAUUUGCUCCCAAUUAAACCCAUCUCUUUAACUGCCCGUCAGUUAAGGAGACAGACAAGAGUUUCUAAUUCAUACUAUCAACUUUCUUUACUCCCUUACAAAAAACCACAGGCCCCUUCCAAAAUCAGACAAGACAGAUGGAAACAGUGCUUGGGGGUCCUGUAUUAUACAAUCUGUUGUUUUCAAGCCAUGAGCUGUGAAUAAAGUAUCUGCAACCAGGUAA
Molecule: messenger RNA, 1598 nt
Organism: Gavialis gangeticus (Gharial)
Lineage: Eukaryota; Metazoa; Chordata; Crocodylia; Gavialidae
Gene: ALDOB
Product: aldolase, fructose-bisphosphate B
Exons: 9
Coding region: 95-1189 (364 amino acids)
Biological process (GO): fructose 1,6-bisphosphate metabolic process; glycolytic process
Cellular component (GO): cytosol
Molecular function (GO): fructose-1-phosphate aldolase activity; fructose-bisphosphate aldolase activity
Source: RefSeq, a predicted model, not a curated record